AUGGCAUCUUACUUCUACACUAGCUUUGUCCCUACACUCUUGUGUGCACUCUUUGUCAUUCAAACCUUGGAAUUCAGUCAUUCCAAAGCCUUAACAAAUGUAAGCUGCAUUGAUGCUGAGAGGGAGGCUCUUUUGAAGUUCAAGCAGGAUCUCAUUGAUCCUUCAAGACGUCUAGGGUCGUGGACUGGUGAGAGUUGUUGUGAGUGGGAAGGAGUCGAAUGCAACGAGAAGACCGGUCAUGUCUCAAAGCUCGAUCUUCGUAAUCCCUUUGAUGAUGGUCGAGAGAGUUGCAGCCUGGGAGGUAAGAUACAUCCUGCUCUAAAUAAGCUGAAGUAUUUGAAGUAUCUAGACCUCAGUUACAACAAUUUCACAACCCAUAAAACCCAGAAGUCCUUGACUUCUCUUCAUAAGAUGGAGUAUCUCAACCUCUCAUAUGCAGGCUAUGGACAUAUUUCCAAUCAACUUAGUAACCUUUCUAGCUUAAGGCCCAUAGAUGAGCCUGUGAAGAAGGAACCAGAAGAGGACGAUGACCUAGUAAAAGAUGAAGAGCUUGAAGGAUGUGAGCUUAGUGAAAAAGAGUCAGAAGAUGAUCAGAAUGAUCCUGAGCACGACCUGGAUGAGGAUUGA
Messenger RNA from Eucalyptus grandis, 627 nucleotides. RefSeq names its product receptor-like protein EIX2. The transcript is spliced from 2 exons. Lineage: Eukaryota; Viridiplantae; Streptophyta; Magnoliopsida; Myrtales; Myrtaceae. The record is from RefSeq and is a predicted model, not a curated record. The coding region runs from base 1 to 627 and encodes 208 amino acids.